AAAUACCGAAAAUGUGUAAGCGGUUGAAUGGAUGGAUGUAUGGACGGACGGACGGACAAACCGCCUAGAGCCAAACAAAAGGAUAGGCGUAUGAAGUGAACAGACAGGCAAAGAGGCAGCAGAGAGCGUCUAUGGUUGGAGAGUGUCGUGUAUAAAAGCCUUGCUGGACUGGGUGUGUAGUGUAGUUAGAAGCUGACAGCAGUAGGAAUUAGACAUAUACAACGUGGAUAUUUAAUCAAAGUGUAGAACCGAAGCAGUGUCAGUCAUCACCAGUUUUAAAAGAAAACUUCAGUAAAGAUUUUCGUACAAAAAGUGCCUAUAGUAUAUAUUGCAGUGUUAUUAAGUGAAAUCAGAUAAAAAUGAUGAUACAAGAGAAGCUCAUGUCGGGACAGUUCCUAUUUGAUUUGAAAAAUGAACACAAUAACUUGUUGCAUUCAGCCACCGCACAGCACGCACGUCUCUCCGCACAUCAGCCCUUCCUUACACACCACCAAAACUACAAUCCCAGCCUGCCGCUCACACAACAUGCGCUACACCAAACACACGCCGCUCUCCCAGCCGCCGCUAUUGAGCAGCUCGAACUCUACUCCGCCUACGCUUACCAACAACAGGCACAGCUGAUUGGCAGCGCCGCACAAGCGGAGUGCGUUAGCCGACACCAAUCAGCAAGCGAAGUGCUUGAUCUCUCACGACGCGAUUCCGUUGAGACUGCAUCGGUACGUAAAACACCUUCGCCUUAUCAUACAAAUUCGAGUGUCGGCGCCGAAUCGCCAGCGACAUCACCAACACACAGCCAACAGCAGCAGCAGUUGUUGCAAACAAAUUUGCUUUAUAACGCCCAACAACAAAUGGGACGGCUUGCGCCACCGUUAGCAUCCUUCUAUCCAGCAUUUUAUUCCUCAAUCGGUCUUACCAAAGAUGCCACUGCAGCCACCACGCCACCACUGGCAGCAGCGGUGACACCACCGGCAUCAAACGCAUCGCUUUACACCGCACAUACACAGACCUCACCAAUCUCUAAUAAUUCGUUGGCUGUUGCGACCGCCGUUGCGGCUGCUGCCGCCGCUGCAAACACAACGCCUAAUGGCAUGCUACACAAGCUCAAAACAGAAGAUGUGCACAUGACGCCACUCUCGCCCAGCUCCAGUCAUGAUGGACGCAGCAAAUCGCCCGCAAUGCAAGCCGCCAACGUUGCCGCCAACAAUCCAACUACGCCAAGCAGCAGCUCCGCAUUAAACGCGCUAAAGUCGACGCGCCCCUUUAAGGCCUUCCCACGCGAUCCGUUAGUUAUAGCCGCCAAUUUCGCCGCCACCGAUGUGCUAUUGGACAAUCCACGCGUCGAACGCUAUACGGAAUACCGUAAGCGCGUACUGGAGCAAAUACACAACAGCAAUGGUGGCGCGCGCACAAUCACCAACCCGAAGAUGCGUCGCAUGAAUUCACGACGCAACAGCAACACCAGUAGCAAUACGCCGGAGGGUGCCAGCAGCGAGGGCGAGGAACGUCAUGGCGCUGGCGCAGAUGAGUCUAGCGAUUGUGACUCCUCGUACACCGGCGGUCAUGCGGAUAAAGUGAGUUCUUCAGCGCAUGCCAACAAUGGUGAGGAAAAUAAUAAUAAUGUAAAUGGCACUGCCAAUAGCAGCAGCUCGUCUGCUGGACAAGUAAAGGACGCGGCUUACUAUGAGCGUCGUCGCAAAAAUAAUGCGGCGGCUAAGAAGUCGCGCGAUCGUCGUCGCAUAAAAGAGGAUGAGAUCGCCAUACGCGCUGCCUACUUGGAACGUCAAAACAUUGAACUGCUUUGCCAAAUCGACGCGCUCAAAGCGCAGCUAGCCGCUUUCACAUCGAAGGUUGUGAGCGCGUGAACGAGUUUUGCUCGGUCGUGUUGGGGGAAAAGGCAAGGAAGCAGGCAAAAGUAGCGUUCAACGUAGCCGCAAACUUAAUCCAGUUUUUAUUCGUUUAUACAAGUAAAUCCGCAUUGAGGAGCUCCAAAUUUAUUGUAGAAGUCUGAAUAGUGAAAUGAGUACAAAAAGGUUUAUAUGUUGUGAUUCUAAAAUAUACGAAUUUUUAGACUAGUAAUACAAUUGUAAAUAUAAUUAGUAUUUUAUAGAUUAAUUUUAUUUUUGUAAUUUAGAAAAAAAUAAAUUUUUAUAUGGAAAAGAACGCACUAAUUGUUUUAAAACAAACUUCUUUAUCGAGCCUCUACCCGAUUCAAUCAUGAUUCUUCUGAUCUGCCGGCUUAAACAACGUCUUGUCUUGUCGUAGAAAGAACAGAAGUUGGACGUUAUUAAAUAUACAUAUGCUGAUUCCCCAUUAUCUUUUGUUGAGUUACCUAACGAAAAACCUCGCAAGGCUUGUAAAACACUACGACCCGCGAAUACCUCCAUACUAUGCAAAAAUCGAACGAGACGCGAAAUAACCCGAUUUUCAUGCUGGUUGCAUGGUUACAUUCUACUCCAAUAUCUUUUGUGGAGUUAGCUAACGCGAAAACUUGUAGGACUUGUGAAACCCUAGACACCUAGAAGUAGCAUACCAUACGUUACCAUACUGUCCAAAAAUUAAGUGGUAUGUUAGAUAACCUAAUUUUCUUGCUGGCUGUAGCUAACUCAUUUUUUCGUCAGACCCGUGGAAUUAAAGUAGCUACUUACUUUAUAGAUUUACUAAGCCUACCUUUUUGUACAGCGCAUGAAGACCUGUCACAAGGGAAAGUAUUAAGAGGUCCAUUAAAUAUUAUACAACGUCGCCGCAUCGCCGGAUAAAAGCACAACUAAACUCUUUAGAAAACAGAUUAAUGAAAGGUGACUGGAGUUACUGUCGAUCACUUGAUAGUGACGAUAAUCAUUUAACAUAAAUUUAUUUUUUUGCUGAUCUUCAAUGCACGUAAAGCUUUGCAGUUAUCGGCCUCUACAAUAAACAGACGCAAUUGAAGGAAA
Bactrocera oleae (olive fruit fly) is the source of this 2930-nucleotide messenger RNA. RefSeq names its product transcription factor giant (gene gt). Gene Ontology annotation, cellular component: nucleus. NCBI's taxonomy places the organism in Eukaryota, Metazoa, Arthropoda, Insecta, Diptera, Tephritidae. The record is from RefSeq and is a predicted model, not a curated record. Gene Ontology annotation, molecular function: DNA-binding transcription factor activity, RNA polymerase II-specific; RNA polymerase II cis-regulatory region sequence-specific DNA binding. Gene Ontology annotation, biological process: regulation of transcription by RNA polymerase II.